Molecule: messenger RNA, 595 nt
Organism: Fomitopsis serialis
Lineage: Eukaryota; Fungi; Basidiomycota; Agaricomycetes; Polyporales; Fomitopsidaceae
Product: putative stress response RCI peptide
Exons: 5
Coding region: 62-235 (57 amino acids)
Cellular component (GO): membrane
Source: RefSeq, a predicted model, not a curated record
CCUUGCCUUCCCCUCACGCACUCCUGUCUCUCUCUUCCCACCCCCAUCUCAGACACCAACAAUGCCUUUCACCGGCUCUGACAUUUGCAAGAUCCUUUUCGCGAUCAUCCUUCCGCCCGUUGGCGUCUUCCUUGAGCGAGGCUGUGGUGCUGACCUCCUGAUUAACAUCGUUCUGACGUGCUUGGGUUACAUCCCCGGUAUCAUCCAUGCGCUCUAUAUCAUCCUCAAAUACUAGGAAAAGAGACGCGCUUCGCGUGAAUACUCAUGAUUCGUUACGACCACGAACGCUUGUAUUCAUGGACUCUUCAUGAUGUGUUGUAGAUCUACCAGUACUUUGAUACGUCCCUUUGGAGUUUAAUGUAUCGUAUACCCUGACUGGUGUGUGAUAGCCCAGAAUGUUCAAACGUUCACGUAUUCUCGCGGACUGUUGAGUUGGAGUGAAUCCAAGGUCGUUCGAGCGCACAUUCCGCACACAGGAACGGCACACCACGAGGCCUUGUGAUGCUACUCGCUGGCAGCUACCGUCCUCGUUCGGGCUUCAGUACGCGAGCAAUGAAUUAUAUCGACACGAGCCACAAUCACAUCUGAGAUGUAA